Cucurbita pepo subsp. pepo (vegetable marrow) is the source of this 1025-nucleotide messenger RNA. RefSeq names its product Acyl-CoA N-acyltransferases (NAT) superfamily protein. Gene Ontology annotation, molecular function: N-acetyltransferase activity. The record is from RefSeq and is a predicted model, not a curated record. Lineage: Eukaryota; Viridiplantae; Streptophyta; Magnoliopsida; Cucurbitales; Cucurbitaceae.
AAUGAAUGGGGCGAUGGAUGUUGAGCCUGGCUCAUGAAAUGGAAUUGGUGGGCUUCUCGUGGAAGUGGCGGUUCGUCCUCCUUUUUGCUGUCUCGAGCUGUGCUAGUGCUUGCUACUGGUUUGUCUUGCCGUCGAGGAUCCAUUUCCAUUCCAGGAAGAGGUCUGACAGUGAGUGGCGGUGGGAGAGAUGAAGAAAAAUGGAGUGAGUUUAGAAGGGGAAAGGGUAAUUUUGGUGCCUUACAUGGAAGCACACGUACCCAAGUAUCACGAAUGGAUGAAAGACCCAGCUCUGCUUCAAGCCACAGGGUCCGAGCCCCUCACUCUUGAUCAAGAAUACCAGAUGCAACUAUCCUGGACCCAAGACCCAAAUAAGCAGACUUUCAUUGUAUUGGAUAAGGAAUUGGUCGAGGGAAAAUUCAUCCAUGGACAUCCUGGUGUUGAAGCCAUGGUUGGUGAUGUGAAUCUUUACAUGAAUGAUCUGGACGAUUCCCUUUUAGCAGAGAUUGAAAUAAUGAUAGCUGAACCCAAGAGCCGUGGUAAAGGUCUUGGGAAAGAGUCCGUUCUGAUGAUGAUGGGGUUUGCAGUCAAGAACCUCGGGAUCCAUAUUUUCCGAGCCAAAAUUGGAGAAUCAAAUGAAGGGUCUCUCAGUUUGUUCAAAAAAUUGGGCUUUGAAGAGACUUCUUAUAGUGAAAUCUUCAAGGAGGUAACUCUGGAGUUAGAAGUAACAAAGGCCAAGCAUGAGGAGCUGCUGGAUAUGUUUGGUAGAAUAGUAACUCAUGAUUAGUACCCACCCAAACUUCUCCUCCAUCUCUACAACUUCGUUUUCUAGCAUUUAGACUUGGGGAACUCUUGAUUGGUCCUCUGAUAUGACGUCCAAAUAGCUGAUACUUCAGCAAGAAGCAAUGGAAUAUAAUACACAAGAAGCCUUCUAUAAGAUAUCAUCAAAACUCUGACUUUCUUACUAUAUAUUUCUAAUGUCCUUUCCCUCACCUCAUCCAAACGUCAUACACUCAUCAUAUUAUUUA